Malassezia sympodialis ATCC 42132 is the source of this 1182-nucleotide messenger RNA. RefSeq names its product ribonuclease H2 catalytic subunit RNH201 (gene RNH201). Lineage: Eukaryota; Fungi; Basidiomycota; Malasseziomycetes; Malasseziales; Malasseziaceae. The record is from RefSeq and is a predicted model, not a curated record. Gene Ontology annotation, biological process: DNA replication, removal of RNA primer; mismatch repair. Gene Ontology annotation, cellular component: ribonuclease H2 complex. Gene Ontology annotation, molecular function: RNA-DNA hybrid ribonuclease activity; RNA binding.
AUGGGCCUGGGUGAGAACAAGGUGCCGUCCGUGCCUCCCGGCGCGCUUACGCAUUCCUACACAUGGGCAUCGCCCAUUCCCGACGCGUGCGUCAGUGGCACAGGCUCAAAGCGUGUGCCGUGCGUGCUCGGCGUCGACGAAGCAGGUCGAGGGCCUGUGCUGGGCCCCUUGGUCUACGGCGUCGCGUUUUGCCCUCUCGACCGGCAGCAGGAGCUGCGUGACGUCGGAUUCGCAGACUCCAAGACACUCACACCGGAGCGUCGCGACGGGCUUCUACAGGCUUUACUGCGCCAGGACCACAUAGGUUGGGCCGUACGUGUAAUGGCGCCCCAGGACAUUUCCGCAGGCAUGCUCCGGCGCCACCCCAACAAUCUAAACGAACAGAGCUGCGAUGCUACCGUCAUGCUGAUCCAGGGCGUGCUAAGUGCUGGUGUCGACGUUACGCACAUCUACGUCGACACAGUCGGCGACCCGAAGGCCUAUGCCGCAAAGCUGAAGCGCUCAUUCCCGCGGUACCAGCACAUUGAAUGGACCGUCGCCCGCAAGGCCGAUGCAACAUACCCAGUUGUGGGCGCUGCCAGCAUUGCCGCCAAGGUCACGCGAGAUCACUGUAUCGAGCGUUGGCUGUACGCGGAGCGCAACUUGGGCCCGCACGCUCUGGGCAAGCGCAAGCACAUGGAAACGGAUGCUGAGGAGGCCCCUGAUGAUGCCGAUCCCUCGAGUGUGUGGCAGACCGGUAGCGGAUACCCAGGCGAUCCCAAAACCGUACAGUACCUCAAAGAGACACUUGAUCCCGUGUUUGGUUGGGCAGGCAUUGUGCGAUUCAGUUGGGCUACGGCGAAAUCCAUGCUGGAGGAGCCCGUGCGCACCAACGCGUCGGCGCCUCGUACUUCGCUCCUCGGGACGCCCUGCCCGCCCACGACGCGCGCCUACGCCGUGCGGUGGAUGGACGAGGCACCACCUCCUCGUGCCCAGGCGACCUUGCGAGGGUUCUUUACCAAAAAGGCACCUGCGUGUGAGCUGAGCACCAGUGCGGCAGCGUCCGAAGAGGCCCCACAGCGCAAGCCACUCCCUCCCGUAUGGCAAGAGGAUCGUAAAAUGCUACAAGAAAAACGCCCUGAGAUAUGGCAACGAUGGUCUCUAGCUUCGUGCAGUGCAGCAGAUCUGUUCCCAGUGCCCUAG